This is a messenger RNA of Owenia fusiformis, 1438 nucleotides long. NCBI's taxonomy places the organism in Eukaryota, Metazoa, Annelida, Polychaeta, Sabellida, Oweniidae. The record is from the annotation of a GenBank genome assembly.
CGCCACAAAUAGAGGAAGUGAAACCAAUAUUCUAGAAAAAUGGUAGAUUAUAGAAAAUGGGAUCACAUUGAGGUAUCUGAUGAUGAGGAUGAUAUUCAUCCGAACAUCGAUACCCCAAGCUUGUUUAGAUGGCGCCACCAAGCACGAGUUGAACGCAUGGAGAAAGAUAAAAAAGAAAAAGAGGAGUUUGAAGGAGGUUACACAAACUAUCAAAGGAAGAUGAAUGAAAUGAGGAAAAAGAUCAGAGAGGCCGAACAAAUGGAUGAAAUGACAGGUGACCUUCAAAAGAUGAAGAUGGAAUUUGCAGAAUUGGAAAAACAUGAGAAAGAAUGGAAAGAGAAAGAAGAAGAACUAAAGAAAAAAGAGAGACUGGCACCACAGAAUAUAGACACACUUUGUAAGGAAGGCAAAAGUAAAACAAUUAUAAACAAAGUUGAGAAGCCAAAGGAACUUACAGAAGAUGAGAAGCUUGAUAAGCAGGUUGAAAUGCAGAAAAAACAUGAAAAAGACAUGAAAAAAUAUGGAAUGUUACGUAAAUAUGAAGACAGUCAAACUUUCUUGGUAGAAAACCCACAUCUAGUUUGUGAGGAGACAGCUAACUAUUUGGUGGUCUGGUGUAUUAAUCUAGAGAUGGAACAGAAACAUGAUCUCAUGAACCAUGUUGCCCAUCAGACCAUUGUAAUGCAGUUCAUCCUGGAGUUGGGAAGACAGACAGAGGUUGACCCCAGAGGUUGUAUCCGACCAUUCUUCUCUAGAAUCAAGCUGGCAGAGCAGACAUAUCUUGAUGCAUUCAAUGAUGAGUUGAAUAGCUUUAAAGAGAGGAUCCGUAAGAGAGCUAAGGAAAAGCUUGACAAAGCCAUGAAGGAACUAGAGGAAGAAGAGAGGGAAAAGAGACUGGGACCAGGUGGUCUUGACCCUGUUGAGGUCAUGGACUCACUGCCUGAGGUUUUACAAAAGUGCUUUGAGAGCAAAGAUAUUCAGCAACUACAAGAUGCCCUGCUUGCAAUGCCUAAAGAAGAGGCAGAGCUUCAUUUAAAACGCUGCAUAGACUCAGGACUUUGGGUCCCCAAUGCCAGGGAAGCUGAUGAGGCUGCAUCAGGGGAGGGGGGACAACAAGAAUCUGAGGAAGGAAGAGGACAAUAAAUCCUGGGACUUUUUAUGUUGAAAAUGUGAACUGUAUUGUUCUAAAGUCUGUAUUUUGUAGUCUAAUAUACAGGCUCAAAAGAUGGACCUCGUGGGUUCAGUGUUUCUUAGAGUCUGCAGUGGACUAAAUGCAUAUUCUAUAGAUAGGCCUUUGUACAUUAUGAACUGAAAUGAAAGUUAAGCCAAAGUUAAUGCUGCCACAUAUAGAAUUUAAGGUGAUAGGAGACCAUCGAUCUGCUAUUUUCUGUUAUGAUUUUUUAUUUCAAACAAAAUUGUACGCCAUUUAUGACAAAUU